Gregarina niphandrodes is the source of this 1413-nucleotide messenger RNA. RefSeq lists its product as hypothetical. The transcript has a single exon. The record is from RefSeq and is a predicted model, not a curated record. The coding region runs from base 1 to 1413 and encodes 470 amino acids. Lineage: Eukaryota; Apicomplexa; Conoidasida; Eugregarinorida; Gregarinidae.
AUGAUCAAAGAGCUCAGCACGGAGAACGCCGGCUUGAAGAAACAACAGGAAAUGUGUAUGAGGACCCUGACCACCACUGCGGACAGUGAGGAUGCCGCUGGAGGUGGAAGAUCGGCGUUGGAAGCUGCGGAAAAAGUUGCCGUUUUGUUAGAAAAUAUAAAGCUUUUAGAAAGUGCUCUUGAAGCCAAGGAGACUGCGCUCAAGGCAAACGAGUGUGUCCUCCGAGACAAGGAGCAUGCUCUGAAGGACACAGAGGCUGUUGUAAAAGAUAAAGAGGUUGCCCUUCAGGAAAAGGAGGCCGCUCUUCAGGCAGUUAUUGCAGAUAAGGAGUCUAUGCUCCGAGAGAAAGAGAAUGAAAUCGCGCAGUUGAUCUCGGAGGUGCAGAGACUUGCUAGCCGAGCGGCGGCUGUGGAGGCCGUUAGUGUCAAAGACAUCAGGGCGGAAGGCAUUAGGACCGAACAAGGACAAGCGUGGACCGAGAAAGAGCGGAAAGCCGAGAAAGACAGGAGGACCGAACUGGGGGUAGGUGGUUGGCAGGAAUCGAAUGGUCGAGGCGGGGAGUCACGACGGGUUGAGAGGAGUCGUUUGGAGUCUAAAAGUCUCCGCGAGUUGACCCAUGCGGCAAUGGAAAAAGUUCUUGGUUGGGCGGUGACGGUCGGUAUUUUCGAAGACGGGCAAAGGUUGAGUCGUUUGCACCUAAAACCGCCUGUGUGCGUUGCCCUAAGUACGCCGCCAGGGAGCGACUCUAUUGCCCAUGGCGACGAGAAUCGACUCAGCGGCCGUCCGGACGCGGACAGGGGGACCUACUUGUUCGAGGUUCGAUUGGCGUCCAUUUACUCACCGCCGGAGGACCCGGGAUGUAUCAUUGCCCAUUGCCCACUGGACAUGUUGGCUGACAAGGUUCGAGACAGAAGCGUUCAAGCUUUUUUGAGGAAACGCUACCACCUCAGUACCCCCUCAAUAAGCUAUGGAAAAUCUAUUGAGAACGACCCGGUUGGGAGGCUAGAUACUUCCACCUUGGAACGGCCUACUUCCACCUUGGAACGGCCUACUUCCACCUUGGAACGGCCUACUUCCACCUUGGAAGGGCCUACUUCCACCUUGGAAGGGCCUACAGCUGACCCCUGGGUCGAGGAGUUGUACGACUUAUCGGCUGAGGGAGUGCGCAUGAAACUCGUAGGACGCUAUGGAACGCUUUGGCGUCAUGGCGGAAUCUGGCAAAAUGUUUUCAGCAUCCGCCGCAAACUUGCUCCCCUAAUCGCAGCGAUCUCUAUUCACGAAUUGUCCUCAAGCUUCCGACUCCAAGGCCGAAAUAUGCCUAAAGACCGUCUGCUUGAAACACUUCUCAAAGACGCAGCUACGUCUCUAGCCAAAGGGGACGGAGAUACGCCAGCCGAAAAGGCAAGUAGCUAA